CGUCCCGUAGCUCGAACCUCAACUACUAUGGCCGCCAACACACUGAUGAGCUGUGGCGUAGCCACCACCGCUUUCCCUUCAGUCCUUUCCUCUUCCAAGUCCAAGUUCGCCGGCGCUACGCGGUUGCCUACUUUAGGCGCCACUGUCAGCCACCGUGUUAGCAUGACGGCCGACUGGAUGCCUGGCCAGCCUAGGCCUCCUUAUCUUGAUGGUUCGGCCCCAGGUGACUUUGGGUUUGACCCACUAAGACUUGGUGAGGUACCGGAGAAUCUCGAGAGGUACAAGGAAUCUGAGAUAUAUCACUGCAGAUGGGCUAUGCUUGCAGUUCCUGGUAUAUUGGUUCCCGAGGCUUUGGGGUAUGGAAACUGGGUAAAGGCUCAAGAAUGGGCAGCUAUUCCCGGUGGACAAGCCACUUACUUAGGCAACCCGGUUCCAUGGGGAACUCUUCCAACAAUAUUGGUCAUCGAGUUCCUUGCCAUCGCCUUCGUCGAGCACCAGCGUAGCAUGGAGAAAGAUACCGAGAAGAAGAAGUACCCUGGCGGUGCUUUUGAUCCCUUGGGAUACUCCAAGGACCCUAAAAAGUUCGAGGAAUAUAAGGUCAAGGAGAUCAAGAAUGGUCGUCUGGCAAUGUUGGCGUUCGUGGGAUUUUGUGUUCAACAAUCAGCUUACCCCGGUACCGGACCAUUGGAGAACUUGGCAACUCACUUGGCUGAUCCAUGGCACAACAACAUUGGAGACAUCAUCAUCCCCAGAUCAAUUUCGCCUUGAGAUGACGAUGGAACCUUUUUUAAUAUAUUGUUCAAUAACCCUUUGUGUAAAAUUCCCUAUGUAAUCCAUAAACAAUGUAGUGAAUCAGGGUUUCACGA
Messenger RNA from Hibiscus syriacus, 866 nucleotides. RefSeq names its product chlorophyll a-b binding protein 6, chloroplastic-like. The coding region runs from base 28 to 768 and encodes 246 amino acids. NCBI's taxonomy places the organism in Eukaryota, Viridiplantae, Streptophyta, Magnoliopsida, Malvales, Malvaceae. The transcript has 4 exons. Gene Ontology annotation, cellular component: membrane. The record is from RefSeq and is a predicted model, not a curated record. Gene Ontology annotation, biological process: photosynthesis, light harvesting in photosystem I; response to light stimulus.